AACAAAGCCGUCUCGAUCUGCAUCCCGCCAGGCGCUCAGAAACCCUCACCUUCCCAACUCCCGGCCCACCAGGCCGACUACCACUUCGCUUCUUCUCUCCUACCACCAUCAUCCCAGUCUGAAGCAUCAUGUCCUUCAUCAAGCUCAGCAUAUUCGGCACCAAUUUUGAGGUCACCACGCGUUAUGUCGACCUACAGCCAGUGGGAAUGGGCGCCUUUGGGCUCGUCUGUUCCGCAAAGGACCAGCUCUCCGGCUCCUCUGUCGCGAUCAAGAAGAUCAUGAAGCCCUUCAACACCCCUGUCCUCGCGAAGCGCACUUACCGAGAGCUCAAGCUCCUCAAGCACAUCCAGCACGAAAACAUCAUCAGCCUGCUCGAUGUGUUCAUCUCGCCGCUAGAGGACUUGUACUUCGUGACCGAGCUCCUUGGCACGGACUUGCACCGGCUGCUCACCUCAAGACCGCUCGAGAAGCAGUUCAUCCAGUACUUCCUGUACCAGAUUCUGCGCGGUCUCAAAUACGUACACUCGGCGGGCGUCGUUCAUCGCGAUCUCAAGCCGAGCAACAUUCUCAUAAACGAGAAUUGUGACUUGAAGAUCUGUGAUUUCGGCCUCGCACGAAUCCAAGACCCGCAAAUGACUGGCUACGUUUCGACGCGAUACUACCGCGCUCCUGAAAUCAUGUUGACCUGGCAAAAAUACGACGUCGCGGUUGACAUCUGGAGUACCGGUUGCAUCUUUGCAGAGAUGCUCGAGGGCAAGCCAUUGUUCCCGGGCAAGGAUCACGUCAACCAGUUCUCUAUCAUCACCGAGUUGCUGGGUACGCCGCCGGAUGAUGUCAUUGAGACUAUCUGCAGCGAGAACACUCUUCGGUUCGUACAAUCGCUCCCGAAGCGCGAGCGGCAACCGUUCAGCCAGAAGCUGCGGUGUAAUGACCCGGAGGCGCUCGACCUCCUCGAGAAGAUGCUUGUGUUCGACCCGAAGAAGCGCAUCGACGCGACCGAGUCGCUCGCACACCCCUAUGUGUCGCUCUACCACGACCCGACGGACGAGCCGGUCGCGGAGGAGAAGUUCGACUGGAGCUUCAACGACGCAGAUCUGCCAGUAGAUACGUGGAAGGUCAUGAUGUACAGUGAGAUUUUGGACUUUCACACCCCAGGCGCCGAGGAGGGCGACCUCGUGGCCAAGGGCGCGCUCGCCGGCCCCGACUACGCGGCAGAAGAGGAGGGCGCGGCACCCGUCGCAGCGGCGGAGUAGAUCUAUCAUUAUUCUCCGGUAAUGCACGAACCACGGACUUUCUCUCUCGCCCCUUUCUAUCCCCCGCCAGCGCUUGGUUCCCCUUU
Schizophyllum commune H4-8 is the source of this 1339-nucleotide messenger RNA. Its product is annotated as mitogen-activated protein kinase. The record is from RefSeq and is a predicted model, not a curated record. Gene Ontology annotation, molecular function: MAP kinase activity; ATP binding. Gene Ontology annotation, cellular component: cytoplasm; nucleus. NCBI's taxonomy places the organism in Eukaryota, Fungi, Basidiomycota, Agaricomycetes, Agaricales, Schizophyllaceae. The coding region runs from base 129 to 1253 and encodes 374 amino acids. The transcript is spliced from 12 exons. Gene Ontology annotation, biological process: protein phosphorylation; cellular response to oxidative stress; stress-activated MAPK cascade.